This is a messenger RNA of Ipomoea triloba (trilobed morning glory), 1507 nucleotides long. RefSeq lists its product as uncharacterized. The transcript is spliced from 6 exons. NCBI's taxonomy places the organism in Eukaryota, Viridiplantae, Streptophyta, Magnoliopsida, Solanales, Convolvulaceae. The record is from RefSeq and is a predicted model, not a curated record. Bases 58 to 1419 code for a protein of 453 amino acids.
UUGAGCUGACCUAUCUAUCAGUCUCACUCACUAUUUCCACGGUGAUAUCUUUCUGCAAUGGCGUCCAGGCUUCUGUUCCUUCCGAAUUCGUUGUUUUCACGACCGGCGCUGCCUUACUCCCGUCGCAAAAAUGCCUCACCAACUCUUACUUCUUCUACUAACGCCAAACCAUUUCCCCAAGAUUCGCCACUGCCAUUGUAUAAUCACAGAGAGAAGGCACCGAUGUGGCCUCCGAAUAGGCCCAACCAAUUCAGCAGCUCUGUAGCCGUCAGGUCAAGUUUGAGCUAUCCUAUCAUCUCUCCGCAAGAUCAAUGGGGCAUGUGGACUGCUCUCUUCUCUGUCGGCGCUUUUGGUAUUUGGUCAGAGAAGACUAAGAUUGGAAGUGCAUUGAGUGGUGCAUUAGUAAGUGUGCUAGUUGCUCUUGCAGCAAGUAACUUGGGGAUUAUAGCCUGUGAAGCGCCAGCGUAUAAGGUUGUGACGGGGUUCUUGCUUCCUCUGGCUGUUCCAUUACUGCUGUAUCGGGCAGAUAUGCGUCAGGUGAUCAAGUCCACCGGGAAAUUGCUCUUCGCUUUCUUGCUUGGAUCAGUUGCAACAACUAUUGGAACUGUUGUGGCUCUAUGGUUGGUGCCAAUGCGGACCCUGGGAAAUGAUGCAUGGAAGAUAGCUGCUGCACUGAUGGGACGACAUAUAGGUGGAGCUGUCAAUUAUGUGGCAAUAUCUGAAGCUCUAGCAACAUCUCCUUCUGUUGUUACUGCUGCAUUAGCUGCAGAUAAUCUCAUCUGUGCAGUAUACUUCUCAACGUUGUUUGCAUUGGCUUCUAAAGAACCUGCUGAGGCUACAGAAUUGAAAAGUGAUGUUGGGAUCAAAGAAGAUCCGGAAUCUGGGAGCAAGCUACCUGUGCUGCAGACUGCCACCGGUCUUGCUGUAUCCUUGGCAAUAUGCAAAGCGGGAAGCUUUUUAACAAAGUAUUUUGACAUCCAAGGCGGUACCCUUCCGAUGGUUACAGCCAUUGUUGUUCUUCUAGCAACCCUGUUUCCGAGGCAGUUUGCUUACCUUGCACCUUCUGGUGAAGCCAUGGCCUUGAUCCUAAUGCAGGUAUUUUUUGCUGUUGUGGGUGCAAAUGGGAACAUUCGAAGCGUGAUCACUACAGCACCCAGUAUCUUCCUAUUUGCUUUAGUUCAGGUUGCUGUACAUCUUGCCCUGAUACUUGGAGUAGGUAAACUGCUCCGGUUCGACCUGAAAACAUUGCUUAUAGCAUCAAAUGCAAAUGUAGGUGGCCCAACAACAGCUUGUGGAAUGGCCACUGCCAAAGGGUGGACUUCCAUGGUUAUUCCUGGUAUUCUUGCUGGUAUUUUUGGCAUCGCAAUUGCUACAUUUCUUGGUAUAGCUUUUGGACAGGCAGUUCUGAGAUUCAUGUAGCUUCUCAAACCUUGAAUGGAUAAUUGAACAAUUUUACCAUGAGCCUUGUUGGGUUGAGCUAAGCCAAGAAUUACACUAUUUGAUGGCA